This is a messenger RNA of Moesziomyces aphidis, 1821 nucleotides long. The record is from the annotation of a GenBank genome assembly. Lineage: Eukaryota; Fungi; Basidiomycota; Ustilaginomycetes; Ustilaginales; Ustilaginaceae.
AUGAGGCCGCCCAAGAGGUCGCCGUUCCUCCACGCGCGUCACACCGAGCUGCUCGAGGUGUAUCGCCAUCUGUAUCCAGACUCGCCGCUACUGCCCUCCAACGCCUCGUCUCGCGCGCACCGACACACGGCGCUCUCGCUCGUCCAGCUGUGGAUCAACCGCUCCGCAUGCCCGUUCGCCGUCGAAACCACCGCGUUGCUCGUGCAGAGCGUCAUUUUGGAUGAACACAUGCAGCAGAUCGCCGCACAGUCGCAUGCGCCGGCCGCGACGUCGUCGCUGCACUAUGCGCUCGAACAGAUGGGCGGCGGUGCCGAGCUGGGUGUCCGGCUCAACUACAGUCUGGCGCUCAUGCGGUUCGUCAACAGCGUGGUCGACUCGCAUCAGACGGGUGGAUUCGCGCAGUCGAUCGCGGCCAUUGCGGCGCGCAUAGGGUUGCCGCAGUGGUUCGUCGAGAUCCGCCAUGCGACCACACACGAGGAGCUGCCCAGCAUCAGCGUCUGCCGCCACGCUGCACGUGCCGCACUCGCCUGGCUGCACACGCACUUUUGGGCGCCGCAGCUCUUCGAUACCCACCACGGACCCCGAGCUGCGCGCGCAGAUGCAAGUGGCUCUCGCCAACUAGCUGAUGUGGAAUUCGGCGUGUCGACAGAACCGACAUCGUCGAGCCAAGAGGAAGAGAAGCGCCGCAGCGAACGCACCAAGGCACUGCGCGAGCUGCGUGUCACGCUCAAAGACUACCGGGAGCUCGCCAAGAAGGUGGCGCGAGAUCGCAGUCUGGCCAACGCAGCCAAGGCGGACAUGCGCCGGCUGUUCAAGCAGCUCGCCAUGUUUGUCUCGCGCAUUCGCACGCUCGAGCCCGAGUUCGGUGCGCAGCUCAUCGAGCGCGCGCGCGCCACCAAGGGCAAGGAUGAAGAGGCGGAUGUGCGGCAGGGCGCGCAGGACCCGGACGACGUGGACGAGUGCACGAAAUCGGCGCUGGCUGAUCUGGUCAACCAGCUGCUGCAGCCAGGCGGCCUCGUGCCUCGCAGCCGAUCCAAGCGCGUGUCGGCCUCGGCGAGUGGCAAGGCCAUGGUGCUGCCGGACGAGGUGGUGGCAGUGUGGGCGCCGUUGCUCGCGUAUAUGCGCGAGACGUACGGCCGUAUCUUUGGACAGAUCCUCGCCGAGGAGCUGGUGGACGUAGCCUUUCGCCGCCCCGCCCUCCCCGAUGACGACGACACGGACGCCGAACAAGAUGCAUCGGCAGACGAUCCGAGCUGGCAGGGCUGGAAGGCGGCUGCGAUGUCGUACGCGAGCUAUGGCAAGACCGCCGAGGCGUGGCUGCGGUACCUCAUCACCACGACUCCUGUUGCCAGUGGCGCUGCGACCUCGAACGCGCAAGCACCGGUGGGGCCGCUGGUGUCCGAUGUCGAAGUGGCCGAGCUGUGUCUGCCGCUGCAGCUGCCCGCUUCGACGGGGCUGCUCGACCUGAUCGCCGAGCGCAACCACGAGCUCGGGGCGCGCAUCGCUCCGCUGAUCGCCGUGCUCCGCGUAUCGGCCUUUGUCACCACCACCGAGCUCGAUGCCAACCCGGGCCAGGGUGACUUUACCUCCGAGCUUGAUGUGAUGCAGACGCGGCUCGAUGGCAUGCAGACGCUGUUUGCCGUCGAUGAGCGGGUGGCCGAUGUCAGCAUGGAUGACACUCGGCAGACCAGCACGAACCACGUCAAUGGUUCAGCUGCCAGUGUUAUGCCGCAGGGCUGGUCGGCAGCUCCGUCCAGCUGGGAACCUACGCCGUUCGGCUGUCUCAACGGACGCAUCCCGAACCUCGUGCUCGAAAUCUAG